This is a messenger RNA of Bipolaris oryzae ATCC 44560, 2580 nucleotides long. RefSeq lists its product as uncharacterized. Gene Ontology annotation, molecular function: DNA-binding transcription factor activity, RNA polymerase II-specific; RNA polymerase II cis-regulatory region sequence-specific DNA binding; protein binding. Lineage: Eukaryota; Fungi; Ascomycota; Dothideomycetes; Pleosporales; Pleosporaceae. Gene Ontology annotation, biological process: regulation of transcription by RNA polymerase II. The record is from RefSeq and is a predicted model, not a curated record. The transcript is spliced from 2 exons. Bases 1 to 2580 code for a protein of 859 amino acids.
AUGUCGACCCGCCGCAGUGGACUCCGCUCGCGCAGAGAGCCCCAGCAGCAAUCUGACCCCGACACGCCAGAUGCCACGCCCUCGCGGAAGCGCAGGCGGGUGAGCAGCCCAACAACUACUAGUGUUGCGGCCAACUUGUACUCACUCGCACAGUUGAACGGCUCUGCCCAGGACGAAGCUGCCUCGGCUGCCGCAGACCCUCCCCGUACCCGCAUCACCGAGUCCGUCGCCAGCAACGACUCCAACACGACGCUCCCCAACGGCGGCGAUGCAGAGAACAACAUGGACCCCAUCGAGCGCCAGAACCUCGUCAUUGCCGCUCUCCGCACCCCCGCAUACACGCCCAAUGCCGCCAUCGACUAUGCAAACGACCUGCAGUCGCAGCGCAACGAGGGCAAGAACAUUGCCGCCUUUGCAAAGAUUGCUGCGCGUGACUGGUGCUUCUUCGUCCAGGACACACAGGUCAGGAUUGGCCGUGUAGACUCCAGCAGCCGUGCCAACCCCCAGAGCUCCCAGGCCGACCUUGCUGGCAUGCCCAUGAGCGACUCGCAGCGCCAGGAUUGGGGCGUACAUAUUGACCUUGGCCCCGAGCGCCAGAUUUCCCGUGUUCAUGCAGAGAUCAACUUUGACCCCUCAGACCAGAAAUGGUACAUUACAGUAAACAGCCGCAAUGGUCUCAAGCUCGACGAUCGCCAUCUCACUAGGGGAGACAGGGCCGCCCUGCAUUCUGGCAUCUGCAUCAGCAUCAUGAGCACCCAGAUGCUUUUCCUCCUCGCCAACCAAGAGGACCACUUUCACCCGAUGCUAUGGCGCCAGGUCAAGAAUGAAGAUGCUGCCGAGUCUGACAAUGACGGUAACCCGCCACCGAAGUCUCACCAACAUGCACACCCUCCUGGCCCGACACCAAAGCGGGAUCAAUAUGAUCCGUUUCCACCAUCCUCGCACCCUCGCCAUAAGCACCAGUCUUCGCAAGCCUAUUAUAACCAGAUGACAUCUACUCCGGGUGGUCAGCCAGGAACGCCCAUGACAUUUCGUGCCGACAAGGACCCCCGCAGCAAAGGCUCCCCUGCCACCUUCUCCCGGUCUGUCGUUCUGGAUACAGGAGACGACAUUGACUACAGUCUAGACUCAACCAAAGAUAUCAAGCCACCUCAUAGCUAUGCCCAGCUCAUCGGUCAAGCAAUUUUGAGCAGCGAGGAGGAGAUGCUUACCCUUGCCAACAUUUACGACUACAUCAAAGCUCGCUAUGCAUUCUUUCGGCACACCAACAGUGGCUGGCAAAACAGCAUUCGCCACAACCUAUCCCUGAACAAGUCGUUUGCAAAGGUCGCACGUCGUACGGAUGAACCGGGAAAAGGUAUGAAGUGGAAGAUUGCCGACAGCGAAAAGGAGGAAUUUAUUAAGAAGCAGCUUCUCAAUCCUCGCAAGGGUGGCGGUAUGACCAUAGGGUAUCGCAUCGACGGCUCAGGGCCUAGUUCGCCUGCACUUGGAAAUCCAACCCAGGCCACCGAGCGUCUUGUGGGUGCCUUGGAGCGCGACAAUCGCUCUCAACAAUACGCUCCUCGCAUCAAGUCACCCCCACGCUCUGCAACGCCUCCACUUUCCUCCGUCCCUGUCGCAAACGAGUCAUAUACCCCAGAUCGUGGCCCACGUCCAUAUGGAGGAUUCAAGCAGUCCCCAAACACCCGUGAUCAGGAUCAUCGUUUUGUCACUCCUGCGAAGCGACUUAUGUAUGGGAGCAACGAGGGACAAGGUACUUAUAUCAAGCAGGACGAAUCCCAACGACACCUCGAGUCUUCGCCUGGGGUAGACCCUGUCAAGCAAAGUGUUCCUGGGAUGAAGACCGAUGUAGGAAACUCUCCGCCAACUCUGUACUCUGAUGCUGCCUCCAAUAGUAUGGGCGGCAGCUAUGAUACAGGUAGGGUGAACAAUGCACUUGUCACACCCUUGGUUACAAGGCAUGCACCUCGCCUUGCGCCUCCCAGCACUGCCCAGAUGCCUAGCCAAUACAUGGCCUUCUCCAGCCCUGCACCCUUUUGGAAGUUUGUCGAUCUCCCUAGCACGCCUGCCAAAGGACCCCUUGAGCUCAGUCCAAUCAAACUCCAGCGUCCGGAUUUCAAGGAUGGUGACGACGAAGACGACAAUCACCCCAGCUCGCCGCCUAUGCUACCAGGCAGGAGUGCCGAGCCUGAAGAUGACCAAGAUCAGGAUGGUGAAUUGAAGGGUGAGGACGAUGAGGAUGCUGGUCCGGAGAGCCCAAGCCGCACAGUUUCUCGACCCGUCAGCCGGCGCGAGAUUGGAAGCCAACGGUCACGGUCAAAUAGUAAUGUCAAUGGAUUAGGUCUGGGAAUUGUAGGCAACGGCGGAAUGGUACGAGGAGCAAGUCUGGGGAGUUUCGAGGAAGAAGCAGAGCCCGAGGAAGAGAGCUACGAUCUUUCCAAGGGUUUCCAGAAGAUCGGCUCAUUCCAUCGUAGCAUGGCUCAAGCUCAUGGCCUGGGUAGUCUUGGCGGUCGAUCAACUGCUACACCGCCGCCUCCGCCCCCGCAUAUUUCGCGCACAAGCGUCCCUGCGAACAUGUAA